This is a messenger RNA of Fusarium sp. VM40, 591 nucleotides long. The record is from the annotation of a GenBank genome assembly. NCBI's taxonomy places the organism in Eukaryota, Fungi, Ascomycota, Sordariomycetes, Hypocreales, Nectriaceae.
AUGGCCGCCGUUCAACUUCAAACAGCGCCCCACCAGGUCGGCGUCUUCAAGAGCUUCAUCGCCAACCAGACCGAGACGCUCGUCCUCAAGGAAAAGGUCAUGUCCCUCACGGGCGACAGCUUCGACAUCAAGCUUGCCAAUGGCCAGCCAAUCCUCAAGGUCGAGGGCAAAGUGAUGAGCAUCUCGGGCCGCAAGAAGGUCUUUGACAUGAACGGCAACCACCUCUUUUCCAUCGCCAAGGAGCACCUUCACAUCCACACAACUUAUGCGGUAGAAGACCCUAACGGCGUCAAGAUCAUGGAAGUCAAGAACAGCUUCAAGCUCAUUGGCUCCAAAGCCACAGCGACGUUCACCUCUAGCAACGGCACAGCGGAGGUCCUCGAGAUGAAGGGCAGCUGGUUCGACUUUGCGGCCGACAUCUUUGACAAGUCGACAAACACCGUGGUUGCGCGCAUUGACCGCAAGCUCCUCAGCGGUCGCGACGUUUUAUUCGGCCAGCAAACGUAUGCGCUCAUGGUUGCGCCCGGUGUUGACAUGGCUCUCAUGGCGGCGCUGUGUAUCUGCAUGGAUGAGAAGAACAACGAGAAGUAG